AAACAAACAAAAUUACAAUUACACAUACAUAUAUACACAUAUAGAGUAUUUAUACAAAUGUCGCAAGGGUACACAGUGCGCGAUGCGACCAAAGAUGAUCUGCGGAGCAUCUCGGCGCUGAUCUAUGAGCCGACUGUCAAAUGGUUUGGCAACAAGCGUCCCAAAUACGAAAAGAAUGAGAUCUUCAAAAAGUAUCAGACCCAUCGCAUGGCCGUCGAGCUUAAUGAUACCAUGGACAGCAGCCUAAUAGCCUAUGCCGAGUUUCGCAAUUAUCCGGCAAUCGGGCCAAUGCCCAGCGACAGCUGGCUGGAAUGGCUGAAUGAGAAAUAUUGCAUCACAGACACCAUAAGCUGGCUGAACACCAUGUUCUUUAACUUUUGCGUCUAUCAAAAGGAACAUCCGGAGGCGUUACUCGCGCUGCUGCGUGAAGUCUUUUACAUAGAGAAUCGCGUUUGGUAUUUGAUAACAGUGCGAACGCCGGUAUUGCAAGAGGAUUUGUAUUAUGCCGAGAGCUUUGAUGAUCUGGAGAAGUAUGCGACGGUCUAUUAUCCACGCGAGUUUAGCAUUUCCUCCAAUUCGAACACGCAGUCCUUAUAUAUUACGAAGCGGUUCAGAGUUCUGCCCAAGAUCACAUAUCGCAAGGCUCUCGCCGAGGAUAACGACGACAUAAUCGAGAUACACGAACACGAACUGCCCGAGAUGCGCGCAGAGCUGGGUGACUUUUAUAUUGCCGAAGAGUUAAUGCGCACGGAUGAGGAUGCCAAGAAUUCGGUGAUAAUUGUGGCCGAGCUAGUGAACGAAAAACAGGACUCGCAUACUGCGGGCUUUAUCUGGCUAGACGCAAAGGUGGACAUACGCUUCUACGUGCAGAACUUUGAGAUGGACAUGUUCGGCAAUCUGGUCAAGUUCUCAGCCAACAAACCGUUCGAUUACGAGCAAGUAACUGUGUCGUCCGUGGAGCGCAAAGCGGAGGCCAACCUAUUCACAGCCGAUGCCAUGGACGACCUCAACGCAACGACCAUAAUUGGUGGCGUGCAGCGCAAUGAUAGUGGCAUCAGUGUGGCCAGUCUAAGCAAGCUAAAGGUGAGCUCGAUUCAUGGAAAUAUCGUAGAUACGAAUGUCUCGACCAGUCAGGAUAAGUUCUACAGUCGUGAAGAUCUGUAUAUGAAGUUUGUGCAUAUAUUCGAGAAGCUAGUCACGACUGGCUACUACAUUAAUGAGCAAAACAAGUAUAUUAAUCUUCAUUAUAAUACGGAUACGAAGAAACGACAUGUGGAUGGCGUGCAAUCUGCCUCGAAUGUUUUUGAGUUGAAGUACAUCUGUGUGAAGGAGCAUUUUCCUCUGCCGCGUUUGUUUAGCUGCCUGAAUGCCAUGUACGCGGCCUUUCCGGACCGUGACUAUUGCAUAAUGACCAUACCAAAGAGCCUCAACUCUCUGCGCAGUCACGUGGAGGCGCUUAAAUAUUUUAUGCCCGUGGCGAUGCGUCCCACCAGAGUGGCCAACUUGACUGAUAUCUAUAUCACGCACCGCAGCGCCAUUUUCGGAGAAAUCAGCCUCUAUCGCUUGGAAAGCACAGACUUUGAUAUUGUGGUGGACCUGGCCAAGGGCGGCCAAAUGUUCUCCGACCUGAGAGACCUGUCGUCGGACAGCAGCUUCUCGUAUAACUCCAAGGUGAAUGCGUUCGUCAACAUUGACAAUGAGGUCCAGGUCAUACAGCAGAUCAUGAACGACGUGCUGGAAAAGGAGAACAGCAAUUACGACGUGUUCACCAUACGCUGUGGCAAUUCCACCAAAGCGGCCAUUCACAAUACGGCCAUUGGGUUUGUGAUCUUGCGCAAGUUCCUUCACUAUCACGAAUUGCAUUAUCAUUAUCAUCUGCCCAACAACGACCAGCAUCUGGAUAAUGAGCGUGCCGAGAUUAUAUCGCUUCGAUUGCAUCCACUCUUCAGUAAUUGCUGCGAUGUGAUACUUCGCAACCUGGCAGCGAAGACCAGAUAUUUUGAUUUCUAUUUCAUAUAUGCACGUAAUAAAUUUUUAUUCUCCAACGAUUUGAAGACAAUGAUGAUGCCCAUCGAGCCCACGCCGAUGAAGAAGUUUUUCUUCACCAAUAUCGACAAAAAACUUCAAUGGGGUUCAAAAACCUUGCUUACGGGCCUGCCCGAUUUCGAUUACUAUCGUGAUCAUUUGGUAGUCUUUCGCCAUAGGCUGAAUCCCUCGCAAUGGUUUGGGAAGACCACCAGAUUGGUCAUUAUUGGAUUUACGGCUAACGCCAAGGCGUUCUUGCGUCAGCUGGUCUUUCAGUGGAAUACUAAGGACCACGCGAACGCGGAGAACUAUAACUGUCUUCCACGCUUGCAGGUUACGGUUAUUGCAGCUCCCGGUCUGGUGGAGGCGGAAUAUGAUUGCAUGUUCGAUUGCCCCUACUGCCCGCCGGGUGGACACUGCUAUUUAAGCCAUCGAAACUAUUCCUGUUAUGUGCGCGAUGUCGUGAUGCGCAUGGAUCUGCGCCUUUGGGUACAAUUUCUGCCCGGGCAUGUGAACUACAUUAACAGGGAAAAGAAGUUUGUGAAGAUUAAUAAGACCUGCGAGAUAUACUACGAUACUUUGCUGCUAAUGAACUAUUUGAGCUUCAGACUAAAAGUGGACGAUCACAAAGAGGAUCAUCCCGGGCGAAUACCCUCUAAUUUCAUUGAGCUCAACAACCGCCUUGACAAGUUUCUGCUCUUCUAUAAGCUGCGUGUGCUCAUAGAGGAGCACAAGCGCGAUUAUUUAAUACUUAUGUAUGGUUGCAAUUUGCAUACUUAUGAGUGCAUAGCCUUUCUGAUAUCCCAUGGUGUCGCGCCGGAGCGAAUCAUCCUUGUCUUGCCUCAUAAGAAGAUUGGCACUGAAAAGGAGCAGAAACUUACCAGUCCCUUCGUCGAUGAGAAUCUGCAGUACAUACUCGAUGACAUAUUAGAGGAUCUCGAAGUACAAAUACAUAGGGAUCUCACCUUUGCACAUUGGGUACAACAUGGCACAGCGAACUUCAUACUUGAGGUUGUGUUUAAACCCUGGAAAGGAAAGAAAGAGAGAGUUUCAUUCGAUUGCGAUAUAUUCAUAUCAUUCCAGGAGGGUUGCAUGGAUUCCAACACCGAGGAAUGGCUGAAGGCAUCGGAAAUUAAGCUGCGAGGCAGACAUAUUUUGGUUAAUAAGAACUUUCAGACAAACGAUCCGGACAUUUAUGCCGUGGGCAAGCACAUAGAAAUCGAUGAGUCCAUAAAUCAUCAGUACCAGUACACAAACGAGAAGGAAACAGCUAUAAAGUUAAUGCAAAUACUAGAGCUACGUGAAUACGACACACCUAUUGACUAUAAAUACUCGCAGCCCUCAUUCUUUAAGGCCAUACUGCCUCUUGGCUACUUCAUCACCAAGCUGACCAUGCCUCGCCGCUAUCUGGCCAGCUAUGCCCUCGGCUGUACCAAAUGCUCGCUGAGCACCUACUUGAACAAUACCUUUUGCCGCAUCGGACUCACCCCGAAAAUGAUUGUGGAUGAGAUAGUUGUUGUCACUAAACAGAGUGCGCCUUUGGAUUAUCUGGAGCACUUCUGUGGCAAGCACGAGAAGAUGUUGAAUAAUCUGAAAGCGCGCUAUAAGGCAGGUAACAUCAAGUGCUUCUUGCGGUUCCUUCAAGAGCCUUGGACAGAGCUGUUAAUGCACGAUGAUUUCGAAGACUUUCAGGCAGAAAAUCAUAAAAUGCUAAUGCCCUUGAUACAAAAUUUGGAUUUGAACACCGAGAAUAAUCUACGUGAGGUCAACAAACAGCUAUUGGAACAAAAUCUAUUGGACUUUAUACGUAAACGCCGAGGGGAAUUUCAUCACGAUUUCGUACUGCCUGAGGACUACUUACACGCGGACAACUUUGGGGACCUUCGCUCGGGUCAUGGGAAUUAAUCUAAAUUUUCAAUGUUCAAAUAACUUGUAAACUGAGUAGUUGCAUGGAACACAAUUCAUUACUUUAAAACAUAAAAAAAUAAAA
Molecule: messenger RNA, 4015 nt
Organism: Drosophila novamexicana
Lineage: Eukaryota; Metazoa; Arthropoda; Insecta; Diptera; Drosophilidae
Product: cilia- and flagella-associated protein 61
Exons: 15
Coding region: 58-3930 (1290 amino acids)
Source: RefSeq, a predicted model, not a curated record